Molecule: messenger RNA, 2393 nt
Organism: Wyeomyia smithii (pitcher-plant mosquito)
Lineage: Eukaryota; Metazoa; Arthropoda; Insecta; Diptera; Culicidae
Product: alpha-L-iduronidase
Exons: 7
Coding region: 9-1886 (625 amino acids)
Biological process (GO): carbohydrate metabolic process
Molecular function (GO): L-iduronidase activity
Source: RefSeq, a predicted model, not a curated record
UCAUCAGAAUGUAUGUUUCAAUAGUGCUGUUGUUGGUUGUGAACUCGGUUAAGUCUUCGUUGGAUCGACGUCAUAUCGAUAUAGAUUUCAACGAGGUAUUUCAGAACGGUCGCUCCUUGCCGAGAUUUUGGACUAGUACCGGUCUGUGUCCACCGGCACCUCGUGAAAGCACCGCAGAUUUCCUGCUAUCCGAUGAUAGUUUACUGAAUCUGGAAAUAAUUGGAUCGUUACCCAAUGAAGGAUUGAAGUACGUGCGAAUCCACUGGUUGCUGGAGAUGAUACAGUUUUCACACUAUGAUGAUAACAAACUGCUGUUUUACGACUUUACGAAACUAGACACGCUUCUUGAUAAGCUGCAUGAAUUUGGCCUGUAUCCGGAUUUUGAAUUAAUGGGCCUUCCAAGCAACGUUUCCUAUGAAAAGGAGCGGAGCCACCGGUUUGCCUUUUUCUGGACGGAUCUGACCAUGCAAAUUGCUUCUCGUUACCUACAUCGUUACGGGAUUAAUUAUGUAUCCAAUUGGAGAUUUGAAUCGUGGAAUGAGCCGGAUCUCAAGAGUUACAAUGUUUUGAAUUUCACCACGGAUGAGUACAUAAGUUACAUUGCCUCGCUCCGAUUAGGUUUAGAUGCUGCAGGGCGGUUACUAGCUAACAUCCAUUUGCCAUUGCGGGGACCAGCAGGAUUGUUUCGCAAGCAACAGAGUCAUCCCUUUUGCUGGACAAUUAUCAUGAUGUGCAAUGAAAUGCCUCAUCGUUGUCCCUUUGAUGUAAUAACAUUUCAUAGGAAAGGACUUGGCGUGAGGGCUAGCGAUAUAUUGGAAAGCGAGUUGGAACUGAUUAAUAAGUUAUGGACUAGCUUUCCAAAUAUGACAUCAUUUAGAUUUUCGAAUGAUGAAGCUGAUCCGAUUGUGGGCUGGUCAACUCCAAGAGAAUUUCAAUCGAACAUGAAAUAUGGCUCCAUGCUGGUAUCAACUGUGCUUCAACACUGGUCUGCCAUGACCAACGACACUUUUACUAACUUGGACUCAAUUUCGCAUGAUAAUGGCUUUCUAAGUUAUCAUCCAUUCGAGUUCUCACAGCGAACGUUGUUGGCACGUUUUCAAAUGAAUAAAACACAACCCCGGCAUGUACAAUAUGUGGCAAAACCGGUGUACUCAACCCUCGGAAUAUUAGCCAAUUUAGGGUCGCUUGCCUCUGAAACUGUUGAUCUGCAUGGAAAUCUCAGUUAUAUUAUAUCCUACCACCGGAAGCCCUUUUAUGCUUGUGCAGUUCUGUGCAUGUCGAAUGAUACGUUCGAGCCUUUGUUUGCAAGAAUGACAUUGAAUUUAAACUUUACGUUCCUCGAUGAACAUCAAAGCCAAAGAAUUGGUUACCUAGUGGAAGGUCUAGAAGACGGUGUGAAUGAUCCAAAUGCGUUGUGGACAUAUUUUAAGAAACCAUCGUAUCCAUCGAAAGUGCAAUUUGCUGCUAUGAGAGCGAUUCAACUACCAAGGUUAUUGAAGGGACCUGGAAUAGUUUCGAGUGAAAACUUGGAACUUGAGAUUGAAUUGCGAGCUCCGUGGGUUGUAACGGUGCGGCUCUGUAGUAAAGAAAAUCCCGUUCCGUCACGAAUCACAUAUAUGCGCAUCAGAAAGGUAAAUGACUACGAGGUGAUGAUAUUUUGGAGUGAUAAGUCAGCAGUAGCAGGAUGCAUCGUCGGUUAUGAAGUGUGGUUCAGGACAUACCAUACACAAUGGAGGCUGUUGAAUUCAGAUUUCCACACACCAUUUCUGUUUUUCCAAUUUGUAUCCAAUGACACUAUAGGGAUAAAAGGCAUGUAUCGUGUUCGAUCGGUGGAUAUGUUCGGUCGGCUGGGAGCAUUUUCGAAAUCCAAUCAUUAUGAAGGUUGAUUGAAACAACUAUGGAGGACGUCGAUGGAUUUCAUUUAGUUGAUGUAGGUUUGGUGAUUUUUUUAUAUGUUGAAGUCUUAUAUAGUAAUGUUGCCUGGGUAAUAGAAAGUAAGACGCGCAUCAUUAAAUCAGUAGAUCAUUAAAUAGUAGAUAGUAAAUGGUUCACAUAAAAAUAGCAAAAUUUUUCUUGAAUAUGCGUGAUUUAGGUCACUGGGAUCUGGAACAAGCUGAUAUAUUUACAUUCUCAAAUCUAGAGACAAGACUAAAAAUUACCAUUUGUUAGAUUAAAGGCAAAGAAAAUGUCCUUUGAAUGUAUUUUUUUCACUACGUAAUGUUAAAAAAUGGUCGUAGUGACAUUUACAUUAGUUUGAAAAAUUAAAAACAUUCACCGUAUGAUAAAAGUUACACCAAAAUGAAGAGGAUCUGGUGGUAAAUUUAGUAUGCAUCUUGGCAAAUUCAGUAAUUCGAGUGUAGUUAAUUUAUAAAUAAAUCGAUGAUUAAAUACAA